Sceloporus undulatus (fence lizard) is the source of this 2587-nucleotide messenger RNA. RefSeq names its product TSR1 ribosome maturation factor (gene TSR1). NCBI's taxonomy places the organism in Eukaryota, Metazoa, Chordata, Lepidosauria, Squamata, Phrynosomatidae. Gene Ontology annotation, biological process: maturation of SSU-rRNA from tricistronic rRNA transcript (SSU-rRNA, 5.8S rRNA, LSU-rRNA); endonucleolytic cleavage of tricistronic rRNA transcript (SSU-rRNA, 5.8S rRNA, LSU-rRNA); ribosome biogenesis. Gene Ontology annotation, cellular component: nucleus; preribosome, small subunit precursor. The record is from RefSeq and is a predicted model, not a curated record. Gene Ontology annotation, molecular function: U3 snoRNA binding; GTP binding; GTPase activity. Bases 60 to 2483 code for a protein of 807 amino acids. The transcript is spliced from 15 exons.
UGUACUUCCGGCGUGGAACCGGAAGAAGGGAGGAACGGUAGUGCACUGCUGUGGAGAGCAUGGCGAAGGAGGCUGGCGGAGGGCACCGACCGGGGGCCUUGAAGCAGCAGAAUAAGCCUCACAAGGCCGGGAAGCACCGAGGGAACAACGCCAGGAGGCAGGGCGGCAGGAUCCCUGCAAAGACACUCAGCCAGCAGCAGCGCCGCAACUUGGCCAAGUUGGACCGCAAGAACCGCGCCUGGCAGCUCCGGCAGCAGCGCAGGGAAGCGGUGCUGGAAGAGAAGCGGAACCUGGGCCGCAAGGAUGGGCCGCCGCACCUGGUGUUGGUGGUGCCGCUGCACAAAAACAUCAUCACCCAACAUGCCUUGAAGUUGUUCCAGAGCGAUGGAGCAUCCGUUGUAUGCCAAACUGAGGUGGGCCCACCAGGCUUUGCCUUGCUCUGCCCGCGAUUCAAGCUACGGUGGCGUUUUGUGGUGGCCGACACAGGGAACCUCCAUACUGUGCUGGACCUUGCCAAGGUUGCUGAUACACUCCUCUUUGUGCUGGAUCCUCUGGAAGGCUGGGACGCUGCUGGGGAUCACCGCCUCUCCUGCAUCUUUGCCCAGGGGCUCCCUAGCUAUGGCCUUGCUGUUCAGGGUCUUGCUGGCCAGCCACUGAAGAAGCAAAUGGAGUGCCGGAAAAAGCUGAGCAAAGCCAUUGAGAAGAGAUUCCCUGAAGCCAAACUCUUUCCCCUCAACACGGAGCAGGAGUCGGCGCUGCUCCUCCAACACCUCGCCAGCCAGAAGCAGCGCCACUUGGCCUUCAGGGAGCGGCGCCCCCACCUACUGGCGGAGGCUGCCGAAUUUGUGCCCAGCUCAGACAGUGCCUUGGUGGGGACCCUGAAGGUGUCUGGCUAUGUGAGAGGGCAACGUCUAAACGUGAACAGCUUGGUGCACAUCGUGGGACAUGGGGACUUCCAGAUGAGUCAGAUGGAUGCCCCCAGGGAGCCCUUUGUGCUGAACCCCCGUGUCGCCAAAGCAGCACCAAGGAGGAUGGGGGAGCAGGAUGAGAUGGUCAGUGCAGUAGAUGAAAUGGAGGAGGAUGUGAAGGUGUUGAGCAAGGCUGACCCGAGCAAGCAGGAGUUGCUGCAGUCAGAAGUAGUUCCUGAUCCCAUGGAUGGAGAGCAGACCUGGCCCACAGAGGAAGAGCUGAAGGAGGCGGAAGAGUCGCUUGAGCAGAGCAAGAAAACAUCCAAGAGGGUCCCCAAAGGCACAUCUGCCUACCAGGCCGCCUGGAUCCUUAAUGACGAAGAAUGGAAAAACGACAGUGAAGAGGAGGAAGAAGAUGAAGAGGAUGAAGGCAAUGAUCUUAUGGAAGAGGCUGUCUCCCAGGAUGGGAGCAGCAGUGAGGAAGAGGAAGAAAUCACUGAGGAAGAAGAAUGUGAUACCAUAACACUUCCAGAGGUUGAUCAAGAGGAUGAGAAGAUGGAGGAAGACGAGGCAAUGCUGGAGAAGUACAAGCAGGAACGGCAGCAGGAGAUGUUUCCAGACGAGGUGGACACCCCUCGGGAUGUGGCUGCCCGGAUCCGGUUCCAAAAGUACAGAGGACUGAAAAGCUUCCGGACAUCUCCAUGGGACCCUAAAGAGAACCUGCCCAGGGACUAUGCCCGGAUCUUCCAGUUCCAAGAUUUCUCCCAGACGAGGAAGCACAUCUUCCGGCAACUGGAGAGAGAAGAGGGCGAGGGAGCUGAGGUGGGAUGGUACGUCACGCUUCACAUUGACCAUGUCCCCAUCUCUGUCAUGGAGAGUUUCCAACAAGGGGGUCCACUGGUGUUCUUCACGUUGCUACCGUAUGAACAGAAGAUGUCUGUGUUAAACUUCCUGGUGAGACGCCAUUCUGCUUACAGUGAUCCCAUCCGGUCCAAGGAGGAAGUCAUCAUCCACUGUGGGUUCCGUCGCUUCCGGGCCUCCCCUCUCUACUCACAACAUAGUACAGGAGAUAAGCACAAGCUGGAGCAGUUUCUGCGUGCAGACAUGGCCACAGUGGCCACUGUCUAUGCUCCCAUCACCUUCCCACCAGCUUCUGUGUUGCUGUUCAAACAGGAGAGUGAUGGAGUGCACAGCCUCCUGGCCACCGGCUCCCUGCUCAGCGUAGACCCCAACAGGCUGGUCAUCAAGCGGGUUGUGCUCAGCGGUCACCCUUUCAAGAUCCACCGGAAGAUGGCUGUUGUGCGCUACAUGUUCUUCAACAGAGAGGAUGUGUUGUGGUUCAAGCCAGUGGAGCUUCGGACAAAGUGGGGGCGGCGAGGACACAUCAAGGAGCCUCUGGGUACCCAUGGCCACAUGAAAUGUCAGUUUGAUGGGCAGCUGAAGUCCCAGGACACUGUCCUAAUGACCCUCUACAAGCGGGUCUUCCCCAAAUGGACAUAUGAUCCUUAUGUGCCAGAGCCACGCCGGAGGAGCAGAAGCCCCCUGUCAUUGCAAGAGGAGGAAGAAAUGGUCUAACAUCUGGCAAGGACCAUCCAUCCAAAAAAACGUUUGACUAAUCUUGCAUUUGGCUUGGUUCAUUUGUAUUUAUUGCAAAAGAGAAGUAUUCUUUCCAAGAGCUG